GUGUCAAGUGUGCAGUUUUAGAGAAAAGCAGGACUUUUUCUAAACAUCCCCAGGCACAUUUCAUCAACAAUCGAUCUAUGGAGGUGUUCCGCAAAUUAGAUGGACUAGCAGAGGACAUCCAAAGGUCCCAACCACCAGUAGAUUUGUGGAGAAAAUUUAUAUAUUGCACAUCACUUUAUGGUUCUAUCCUUGGGUCAGUAGACCACAUGCAACCUCAAGAUCUUGAGCAAGUAGUUAGCCCAGUCUCUGUUGCUCAUUUCUCACAGUACAAACUGACCAGUUUGCUUCUAAAGAAGCUUGAUAACCUCAAUUUCCAAGUUCGGACUAGUGAAAAUUUGGGAGGUCUUGAUCACAGGCCAGUUAGGGAAAAGGAGAUAUUAAUGGGGCAUGAAUGCGUAUCGGUUGAUUCCACCGAUAAUUGCGUUAAAGUCACUGUAUCUUUUCUGAAUGAAGGGCAAUAUACGGAGAGAACUAUGCAUUGCAGUAUCCUUGUUGGUGCAGAUGGUGCUGGAAGUACAGUGAGAAACCUUGUAGGAAUUAAUUUGAGAGGAGAAAAGGACUUGCAAAAGCUUGUCAGUGUUCAUUUCUCAAGUCGAGAGCUUGGGCAUUACCUACUCAAUGAGAGACCCGGUAUGCUAUUCUUUAUUUUUAAUACUGAAGCUAUAGGGGUUCUUGUUGCUCAUGAUCUCAAGGAAGGGGAAUUUGUAUUACAGAUACCUUUCUAUCCUCCUCAGCAGAAGCUCGAGGAUUUCACCUCUGAGAUCUGUGAGAGGUUAAUCUUCGAAUUGGUUGGCCAAGCGCUUGCAGACAUAGAUGUGAUUGACAUAAAACCAUGGGUGAUGCAUGCUGAAGUUGCUGAGAAGUAUAUGUCAUGUGACAACCGAAUAAUACUUGCCGGUGAUGCUGCUCAUCGUUUUCCUCCAGCUGGUGGUUUUGGAAUGAAUACUGGUAUUCAGGAUGCCCAUAAUCUUGCCUGGAAGUUGGCUUCUGUUGUCAAAGGCAUUUCUCCAUAUUCAAUUCUUCAGACGUAUGAAAUGGAACGCCGGCCGAUUGCCCUUUUUAAUACGGCACUUAGCGUCCAAAAUUUUAGAGCAGCCAUGGCAGUACCAGCUGCACUUGGUCUUGAUCCAACUAUUGCAAACUCAGUCCAUCGAGUUAUUAACCGUGGGGUUGGUUCCUUACUACCAUAUGGACUACAGAAAGGAAUUCUAGAUGGAAUUUUCACAAUAGGUCGUGCACAGCUAUCAGGUUUUGUUUUGAAUGAGAACAACCCCCUUGGAUCUUCGAGGCUUGCUAAACUAAAGCGUAUAUUUGAAGAAGGAAAGAGUCUUCAGCUUCAGUUCCCUGCUGAGGAUCUCGGUUUCAGGUACCUUAAAGGAGCACUUGUUCCCAACAAAGUUAGCACCUGGGAUGUACCGGAAACACCAACAGGUCGUAGGCGGGAUUAUGUUCCCUCUGCAGAUCCAGGAUCAAGGUUGCCUCAUAUGACUGUUAGGGCAUCAUUGAACCCGCCAAGUGAGGUGACAAUUUCUACACUCAAUCUUGUAUCUGAAGACAAACUCGAGUUCCUUCUCAUUAUAGCACCAGUGGAGUCAUCUUACCGUCUAGCUCACGCUGCGUUCAAGGUGGCAGAGGAAUUCAAAGUUUCUGCCAGAGCCUGCGUGAUGUGGCCACAUGGUGUCGGUAAUGGAGCUGAAGUAGGAAGCGAGGCUGCAUUGAAGCCAUGGGAGAAUUACAUAGAUGUCGUGGAAGUUAAGCAGACGUCAACAUCAUUGUCCUGGUGGGAUAUCUGUCAGAUGACAGACAGAGGAGCUAUCCUAGUUAGGCCCGACGAGCAUAUCGCAUGGCGAGUGAAGUCAAGAGUUGUUGGUGAUCCGACUUCAGAGAUGAGAAGAGUUUUCUCCAUCAUUCUUGGAGUAGUGUCCACUCAAAUAUAGGCAUCUGCGUUCAAUUUUAUUUGUUUAUUUUUUUGUUGAAGCAACCGACUCAUUCAAUUUGAAAUGAUUUUAUUGGUAGUUUCAUCAUCCUCUUUAGUAGCAGAUACAGAGGCUCUGUAUCUUUCAGUAUAGCUGUGUGUUGUCUUAAAAUUUGUAGCAGUUUGUAUGCAACCAAGUUGCUAUGA
Camellia sinensis is the source of this 2122-nucleotide messenger RNA. The record is from RefSeq and is a predicted model, not a curated record. Lineage: Eukaryota; Viridiplantae; Streptophyta; Magnoliopsida; Ericales; Theaceae.